Molecule: messenger RNA, 2469 nt
Organism: Cladocopium goreaui
Lineage: Eukaryota; Dinophyceae; Suessiales; Symbiodiniaceae
Source: the annotation of a GenBank genome assembly
AUGGGUGGUGAAGGCCGCCUCGAAGGCAGCUAUUCUCCCGUCGCUGUUAUCUAUGAGAAUUCUGCAAGGCAAUCUGCCAUCAUCUCGGACCUGCAAAACACCUUUUUUAGAGCCGCCUUUGUUGCUUGGGUACUGUUGCCGCUGGGCAUCGUGGCUUGGGAAUGGGCUGCACCAUCUUGGAGGGCUUCUUGUGAGAAAGGCUUCUCAAAUUUCUCGCUCGUCCUACUGAUAGUGGUAGGACUGCAUCACCUUUACAGCGAGAACUGUGCAUACACAGCACUGACGUCUUUGCUAUCCCAGCCUGAGAUGGUGAUCAUGCGUCACUUCGGAGUAGUUCGGCGACGAAAGUACCUAGUAGCAGUGGGGAUUUGUGAAGCAUUUCUUUUGUUCACAGAUGUGACGUUUCCCUUCGUGGCUAGAGAAUGCGAUGAUAUCCUCACUGAAAACUGGAAGACUGCAUGGAGGGACGUCCCCAUGGUUGGAGAUUUUGCCGUCAAAAUGCUUUCAAAACUGCGAUUCUGGGGCUUCGCACUGCUAUCCUCCGCAACUGGAAUUCUGGUGAACGGAGUGCUUGGUCUCCUGUGCAUGCCUUUCUUGCGAAGUAGAGAUUCUGUCUCCGGAACUGAUUUUGUUGCGUGGGCCCGUGCAGCCGAGACUUCAAUGAUGCCAAGCGUCGCUUUAUUGGCGGAAGAGAUGGCAAAUCAAAAGCGAUAUGUUGUGGACUACAAAGACAAUCCUACAGCACGCCAAGCUCGAAGUGAUUUCAUAUACGGACGCCUCGAUGCGGACACUGCUACCAUGUUUGAGGACUUUAAUCAAAAGCUUGCAGACCAUUUGCAUUUGGUGGAGAGCUUCCAUUUCUUGACUUUGUUGCUGCUAAAGAUCUUUGUUGGCAGAUGUUUGCAACUUUGGAUUCAAGCAUCUUUUUUGGCGAUGGCAUUUCACUCAGAGGGUGCUGGUGCCAAAGACAAGGUGGUUGUCUCUUGCAUCGUUAGUGCUUUGAUCUUGCUACAUCGCGCUGCACAUGGCAUGAAGGCCUUGGGUUGCACAGGCCUUCCAGUCUUGAUCCUGAUUGUUGGCUUCGUGAUUUGGUCUGGGGCCAAAGCCCUUGCAUUUACAUUGUGGAAGAAGUCCCAGUUCAAGGAAUCCAUCAAGCUUUUUCACGAGAUCGAGGACCUCAUAGGUUCUAGUGCAGCACUUUGUGAAAACAUGGGCCACACCUACAGCUCAAUGGGAAACUAUGACGAGGCAGCAAAGUACUUUCAGCGGGCUCUGAAAUGUCUGGAUCAAGAGGUUGGCAAGAAGACCGGAGAUCGGGCAGGAAUUCUGCUUGGACUCGGAUUGAUUGAAGAUCGCUUGGGACACUUUGAGGAGGCUCUUGCUGCUGUUCGAGAGUCACAAGAUCUCUUUCGACAGCGCGCCAAUGGGAAGCCAUCUUCCUUGGUGGCAAAAGCAGGAAUGUCCAUUGCCAAGAUCCUCCUCAAGUUGGCCUUGCAGGAAACCGACGAGCUCAAGAAGCAGCAAAUGGAGGAUGAAGCUAUCGAACGAGAGCGAGAAAACGUUGCUUUCUUCGAGGUCACCUGCGGCGAAGACAGUCCUUUAACUGCGUCAGCUCUGCGAGGAUUGGGUGAAGCAUUGAAACGAAGGGGGAAGACGGAAGAAGCUAUUGAAAGCUUUGCUCGAUCAUAUAACCUGGAGGCUCAAAAAGAUGCCUUCGAUUUGCUAUCCAUCAUGGAGGUGCACAAUCUCCUCUUUGGGGCUCACAUGGAAACGGUGAAGCAUGGGCGCCCAUUGGACCGCGCAAGCUUCCGUUCCUACUUGCCCACAGUUGGUAUCGCCCUGAGAAGGGUCCGGAACAUGCAGCAAGAUGCCAAUGCCGGAGCAUACUACAAGGUGCCUUGCGGGAAAGGAAGCCAGCAGCGCAGCCGUGCUCCAGCACUGGCAUGCGCUUUGCUUUUGCUGGCUUGGCACCUUCCCGGAUCCGACAGCUGGCUGGAGGCAGCUCCAACCAGAUCAAGACCAUCCCGAGUCAAACGAUUUGCGCAGGAGCUUGAUUCUGGCGAAUUUGACUUUGGCGAGUAUGAUGCUCCAAUGGGUGUGUCCGUCAUGGAGGCAGAAGAAGAAGAGAAAGCCGAACUCGCCCCGCCUGAGGCCGAAGUCUUCAUGACCAGAGAAACUGGCCGCUAUGAAUGUCAGAACUGUGGGUACGAGUACAACCCUCUGUUCGGUGAGGGUAACUAUGGCCCUGGAACGCAAUGGAAGGACAUUGAUGACAGCUUCAAGUGCCCACAAUGUCAAGCGCCAAAAGACGAUUUUCAGCCUGUGAUAGAAGAGGUGGCAGGCUUUGCAGAAAAUCAGGACUAUGGCGUUGGUUUCAACACUUGGACGUCAGGUCAAAAGGGUAUCGUCAUUUGGGGAGCUCUGGGCAUUGCGGCCUUUGUGUUGCUGAGUGCAUACUCCUGGGAGUGA